AUGGAGCAAUCGGCUCAAACCCCCAUGCAAGGCUUGUCCGGGAGCAACCACGGCUCAAUCCCUCCUGAAUUCUGGAAUACCCUCGACCCCUCGUAUCCCGAUCCCGACCAGCAGCUUCAGCAACCUACACUGCAGCAUGAGCUUGGUUCAAAUCAACCACCGCUUGGUAUUGAUUGGGACCAUCCCGUGUUCCAGCAACAACAGAGAGAGCUUGCCCCGCGACCGGACCCAAGUCAUGGAAUCUAUUCCUCCCUUCACCAACCAUGGCAGCAAAGCACCCUGCAGCAACCGUCGCAACGAGGCUAUGGAGCAUCUCAAUAUCAGAUUCCCUCCUCGCAGUUUCAACAAGGACAGAUCAACUUCGACUCUCGUCCGUUGAAUGCAUCCGAGUCCUCAGCAUUUCCUCAGUACUCCUACCCGACGAACUACUUCCCACAGCAACAAAACCUCCCCGAUUCCUUCCCCGAACAACACACACAACAGCGGUUGCAGCCAGGACCCCAACAACACUCACGACCAUCGAUGACUUCAUAUCCACUGCCCCAGGGUUACUCUUCAGGAAUGCUGCAGAAUACCAUUGACUUGACCAACGACUACCCUGAUUCGGAUCCAAACGUUACCAUCAACCCCCAGUUUCUGGAUUCCCCACAGUCCUUUGGUCAACAGCAACCGUUGCAGAGCAAUUUCAUUCAAGGAAUCCCACAGGACUUCCAAAGGCCGGGAGGUCAACCCCUAUUUGAUUAUUAUCAAAAUGGUAUUCAAGUUCAGCCCCAGAUUCCAUCGGCUGGCAACCCAGCGCAGAUGGCCGCAGGUCUGCAAGUACCACAGGUUGUGGUGAACACUAAGAAGCCUGCUCCCAAAAAGCAAGUGAAAAAGGCUAUCGCCAAAAUUGCCAAAGCAGCAAAGCAAACUUCUUCUAGGUCCGAAAGUGAUAGUUCAGAUGAAUCGGAACUUGAGAUCGAAGCCCCCGACGAGCCGUCACCCAUCCCUCCGAUUCGUCCAACCGAACCCGAAGAGGCCGCGCAGUAUGAUACUCUUCAAGCUGUGUGGUCACCACGGAACAAAUGGCCAGGUCCCGAAAAGGUCAAAACGGCUCUGGUAGCAUACAAAGACCUCAUCAAAACACUAAGAGACGCCUGGAAGGAGCAAGUUCAGGCCAUGAAAGUGGCUGAAAACCAAGGCGACAACACCAAAGCAGCCAAGAUCAAAGACCAAGUUACCGUGCAACGUCGCACCAUGGAUAAGGUUGCCACCACUACGUUGGAGAUGGGCCAUCCCAAUAUUGUCGAGAACUUGUCCGAAGACUUGAUGGCAAAAACAAAUCUAUCCAAGUUACUGCCUAAGCUUAUCAAAAAGGGUGGUCAGCAGGUGAAAGAUCUUACACAAAAGAUUUUGGAUAACGCUGCCGCUUCCACCAAGCGCAAGCUGGAGAACGAUAAGAACUCAAAGGAAGACCUGCCAGCUAAGGGUGCCCCGGCAGAUAGCACUGGCUUGAAACGAGCUCGUGACAUGGAUAGCGGUUUGCAAUCUGGACCGAAGCGAAUGGCGGUCACCAGCAACCUCAAGGAUGCCGCCAAAGCUGCACCUGGGUCGACCAAGGGAGCUCAAAUGAACAAGCUCCCUGGUGCUGCAGCCCUGCGGCCCAAACCCAACGUUGUUGCCCCCAAACCGUCAAGUCUUUUCGGUACCCUAAGCUCGGCAUCUAAAAGACCCGGGACCACAAAUGCAGAGCGGGCUGCUGCCGCCGCAGCCGCAAAACCAAGUGCCACCGGCGAAAAGGAAAAGGCCCCCGCGCCUAAGCCAUCUUUCUCCUUUGGAGAUAUCAUGGCUGACCUGAACAAGCCGAAGGAAGCUCCCUCUCCUAAACCCACUGAAGAACACCCCCCAGAGACCGAAGAGCAACGCGCAAAGCGAUUACGCAAGGAAGAGCGCCGCAAGCUUCGCGUGACUUGGAAGCCCGAUGACAAUCUAACGGAAGUUCGACUCUUCACUCAUGACCCCGACGAAGAAUUGGGACCUGGCGAUGGCUCAAUGCGCAGCUUAGGAGACGUCAAGGGUGAAGGUAGCGUUCUCAAGCUGCACAAGGAUAUGGAAGAGCUUGAAGAAGAAGACAUGGGUGGUAUCCGCGAAACCGUCUUCUCCGACGAAUACAAUCUCUCGACGAUCGAACACGACUUUGAGAAACCCAUGGACGGCAAUUUCAUCAAGCGUGGAGGCCCACUGCCUCCUGCAAGCCCAGAAAAAGAAGCCCAAGACCACCGAGAGGCCACCACACUCAUGGUUUUCUACACAUCCCCUGCCGAUAUGCCCGAUACACCCAAGGAACCGCCAAGUCCUGACUCCGACGAAGUGGUCUCGGAUGUGGUGCCAUUUGGCGAGUUACCCGAUUUCGUCCGGGCUCGACAAGAACGCGUCUAUGCCCACCAAAAUCCUAAACCGACGCCUACUCAACAGCCGCAGCAACCCAACACAGGAAACAAUGGAUUUGACAUCUCCAACCUGCUGAAGAUUAUUCAGGGCGGUGCGGCGGCCCAGCAGCCAGCUCCGGUGCCGCCGCCACAGCCCGCCCAGCCAGACAUCGAAAACACGAUCAACAUGUUCCGGCAGCAACAGACCCAGACUCAACCUCAAAUGCCAGUGGCUCCUACCCCACAGGCGCCACCAGCUGCUACACCCCAGACCCAAAGCAUUGAUUUCAAUGCAAUUCUGAAUGUCAUGAAACAAAUGCAAGGACCGACUGCAUUCCCCCAGCCGCAACAAUUCCCGCAAGCCAUGCCUCCUAACCUCGGCGCCAUGUUCUCCCAAAUGGGACAGAACCAGCAACCCGCUGCUCCCUACUAUCAACAACCCAACUAUGAUUACGAUGAUCCAGAGCGUAAGCGGGGUCGCGACGCCGGUCACUAUGACGAAUUCGACCCAUCAUGGAGCCGCUCCAAACGAACAAAGAGCACCGACAAGCCUUACAAGGUAGGACUUGUUGCCUGCAAAUUUUGGGCUGAAGGCAUGUGUCGCAAAGGUGACAACUGCACUUAUCGUCACGAUCCGCUCUGA
Molecule: messenger RNA, 3051 nt
Organism: Penicillium olsonii
Lineage: Eukaryota; Fungi; Ascomycota; Eurotiomycetes; Eurotiales; Aspergillaceae
Source: the annotation of a GenBank genome assembly